AUGGUGCUACAUCUCUCGUGUCCUGCUCUGCCAGUACCGCCAUCAUGGUUUCCCGGACACAUGAACAGGUUUACGAAGCAGUUGCCUUCGAUGUUGUCCCGUACGCACGUUGUCAUCGAGGUUAGAGAUGCUCGGCUUCCUCUGACCAGUAUUAAUCGUAAACUUCAAGGCAAGUGCAAUUAUAUGCUCCAUGAGUGGAGAGAAAAGGCGCGAACGAGUAACCGAAUGUGCCAACAUGUUAUUCUCCUUAACAAAGCGGACCGUGUCCCCGAGUGGGGUAUCCCACCCUUCCUGUCGGUGAUGAAAGACAAAUAUCCGGAACAAGAUUUUCAUUUCACUUCGUUGAAGGAGCCCGCUAAUCUCAAGCGGAUAUACCGGAUACUCUCCGACCUAGGAAAACAUCAUCGAUGGUUCGAAGGCAUGAACGUCCUUAUUGUCGGCAUGCCGAACGUGGGCAAAUCAUCUUUACUAAACGCUCUCCGCAAUACGGGGAUUAAAGGGCGAACUCCCAAAGCCGUGCGAACGGGGGCUAAUCCGGGAGUAACACUAUCUCUGUCUAACAGGAUAAAAAUCCUUGAGAAUCCUCUGGUGUACGCCUUUGACUCACCUGGAAUGAUGUUACCAUUCCUGGGCCACGGACCAGCAGGUGCCGAGCGAGGUGCCAAGCUCGCUUUGAUUGCGGGGAUCAAAGAAGGUCUAUACCAAACUGAAACGCUUGCUGAAUAUCUCCUGUACAAACUUAAUAUCCUGAAUUCCAUCUCGCCGAACUAUUUAUCCGUCCUGCCAUCAGGAUCAAAGCCGACGGCGGAUGUGUGGGAAUUCCUUUCGCUGUUAGCUCAGCGGAUGGGGAUGCUUGCCGGACGCGGGGAAUAUGAUUUACAGCGUGCGGCAACUUUUUUCAUUGACUGGUGGCGCAACAAAGGCGGUCUCGCCGAACACUCCGGCGAAGGAUCUUAUGGAUGGGGGUUUGAUUUUCAAUGGUCUGUUCCCGCAGGCGGAGAGAGAGAUCUGCGGCAAUUGAUGCAGACGAGUCUCGCUCAGUUCGAUGCGCAGGUGGAGCUGGAAGAGGAGGAAGGUAAUAUGAUCAGUGACACGCAGAAGGAAAGAAUAGUAGCGGAGGAAAGGAAAAAGCAGAAAUUAAAGAAACUGAUGGAGCAGGACAAAGACCAACGGUCACGGAGAUUGUUCACAAAGCCACAGCGCCGUCGAUAG
Desarmillaria tabescens is the source of this 1212-nucleotide messenger RNA. Its product is annotated as P-loop containing nucleoside triphosphate hydrolase protein. Lineage: Eukaryota; Fungi; Basidiomycota; Agaricomycetes; Agaricales; Physalacriaceae. Bases 1 to 1212 code for a protein of 403 amino acids. Gene Ontology annotation, molecular function: GTPase activity; GTP binding. The record is from RefSeq and is a predicted model, not a curated record. Gene Ontology annotation, cellular component: mitochondrion. The transcript is spliced from 8 exons. Gene Ontology annotation, biological process: mitochondrial translation.